Messenger RNA from Sebastes umbrosus (honeycomb rockfish), 3692 nucleotides. It is a transcript of the gene stat3, whose product is annotated as signal transducer and activator of transcription 3 (acute-phase response factor). Gene Ontology annotation, biological process: regulation of transcription by RNA polymerase II; cell surface receptor signaling pathway via JAK-STAT; defense response. The coding region runs from base 270 to 2618 and encodes 782 amino acids. The transcript has 24 exons. Gene Ontology annotation, molecular function: RNA polymerase II cis-regulatory region sequence-specific DNA binding; DNA-binding transcription factor activity, RNA polymerase II-specific. NCBI's taxonomy places the organism in Eukaryota, Metazoa, Chordata, Actinopteri, Perciformes, Sebastidae. The record is from RefSeq and is a predicted model, not a curated record.
UUGUGUGGCUGGAAAUACUGCAAUGUAGUGAGAGUAGCUCGGUGGAGGUGGAAAAGGUCUGUUCGUGUGUCGGAGGAGUGUUGGCAAGGAAACCUUCACAUUUAGGACCUUUUUUCAGUGUUUUUCUUCGCUUUUGUGUGUUUAUUUUUUACUAAAGUCGUCACUGACUGUUAUUGUCAGUGUUUUUUAGUAGAAAAGGUUGCCGUUUUUAAGGAAGAAACUUUCCAAAGGAGUAACAACAAGCUAGGCUUGAGGAGGUGUACGUCAGGAUGGCCCAGUGGAACCAGUUACAGCAGCUGGAGACCAGGUAUCUGGAGCAGCUCUACCACUUAUACAGCGACAGCUUCCCCAUGGAGCUGCGGCAGUUCCUCGCCCCCUGGAUCGAGAGUCAGGACUGGGCUUACGCUGCCAAUAAGGAGUCACACGCCACGCUGGUGUUCCACAACCUCUUGGGAGAAAUAGACCAGCAGUAUAGCCGUUUCCUGCAGGAGAACAAUGUACUCUACCAGCACAACCUGCGCAGGAUUAAACAACAUCUGCAGAGCAAGUACUUGGAGAAGCCGAUGGACAUCGCCCGCAUUGUUGCCCGCUGUCUGUGGGAGGAGCAGCGACUGCUGCAGACCGCCACCACUGCUGUACAGGAUGGCCAAGCAGCACAUCCCACUGGGACAGUGGUGACAGAGAAGCAGCAGAUUCUGGAGCACAACCUCCAGGACAUCAGGAAGCGAGUGCAGGACAUGGAACAGAAGAUGAAAAUGCUUGAGAACUUGCAGGAUGACUUUGACUUCAAUUACAAGACAUUGAAAAGUCAAGGAGAGUUGUCCCAGGACCUUAAUGGGAAUAGCCAAGCAGCUGCUACCAGACAGAAGAUGGCUCAGCUUGAGCAGAUGCUGAGCGCCCUGGACCAGCUGAGAAGGCAAAUUGUGACAGAGAUGGGUGGCCUGCUGACCGCCAUGGAUUAUGUACAGAAGAACCUGACUGAUGAAGAACUAGCAGAUUGGAAGAGAAGGCAGCAAAUUGCCUGUAUUGGAGGUCCACCCAACAUCUGCCUGGACCGCCUCGAAACAUGGAUCACAUCCUUGGCUGAGUCCCAGCUCCAGAUUCGUCAGCAGAUCAAGAAGCUUGAGGAGCUUCAGCAGAAGGUGUCUUACAAAGGAGACCCCAUCAUCCAGCACCGGCCCGCCCUGGAGGAGAAGAUUGUGGAUUUGUUCAGAAACCUGAUGAAGAGUUCUUUUGUGGUCGAGAGGCAGCCUUGUAUGCCCAUGCAUCCAGACAGACCUCUGGUCAUAAAAACAGGAGUGCAGUUCACAAAUAAAGUGAGAUUACUGGUAAAGUUUCCUGAACUCAAUUACCAGUUGAAAAUUAAAGUUUGCAUUGACAAGGAAUCUGGGGAUGUGGCUGCAAUUCGAGGGUCACGAAAGUUUAACAUCCUCGGUACCAACACAAAAGUUAUGAACAUGGAAGAAUCCAACAAUGGCAGCCUGUCAGCAGAGUUUAAACACUUGACCCUGAGAGAACAGAGAUGUGGUAAUGGUGGCCGAACCAAUAGUGACGCCUCUCUGAUUGUCACUGAGGAGCUCCAUCUUAUCACUUUUGAGACAGAAGUCUAUCAUCAAGGCCUGAAGAUCGAUCUGGAGACUCAUUCUCUGCCUGUGGUCGUCAUUUCGAACAUCUGCCAGAUGCCCAACGCCUGGGCUUCCAUCCUGUGGUACAACAUGCUCACCAACCACCCAAAGAAUGUGAACUUCUUCACCAAGCCUCCGGUGGGGACAUGGGACCAGGUGGCUGAGGUCCUCAGCUGGCAGUUCUCCUCCACCACCAAGCGAGGCCUGACCAUUGAACAGCUCGGCACACUGGCUGAGAAAUUACUAGGGCCGUGUGUCAACUACUCCGGCUGUCAGAUCACUUGGGCCAAGUUCUGCAAGGAAAACAUGGCUGGCAAAGGCUUCUCCUUCUGGGUGUGGCUGGACAACAUCAUUGACCUGGUGAAGAAGUAUAUCCUGGCACUGUGGAAUGAAGGGUAUAUCAUGGGCUUCAUCAGUAAGGAGAGGGAGAGGGCCAUCCUUAGUCCAAAACCUCCCGGCACUUUUCUGCUGCGCUUCAGUGAGAGCAGCAAGGAGGGUGGCAUUACAUUUACAUGGGUAGAGAAAGACAUCAGUGGCAAGACCCAGAUGCAGUCAGUGGAGCCGUACACCAAGCAGCAGCUCAACAGCAUGUCCUUUGCCGACAUCAUCAUGGGCUACAAGAUCAUGGAUGCCACCAACAUCCUGGUUUCACCUCUCGUGUACCUCCACCCCGACAUCCCCAAGGAUGAAGCGUUUGGGAAAUACUGCAGGCCAGAAGCAGCUCCUGAGCCGGAGAUGGGAGGAGACUCUACGAAUACUAUUCAGCCAUACUUGAAAACAAAGUUCAUCUGCGUUACCCCGUGUCCCUCCGUGUUCAUGGACUUGCCGGACAGUGAUCUGCUUGGGAACUACAACACAAACUCUGGAAACACCAGUGACCUGUUCCCCAUGUCGCCCCGUACCCUCGACUCCCUGAUGCACAAUGAAACUGAAGCUAAUCCAGCACAUUUGGAGUCACUUACGUUGGACAUGGACGUAGCGUCACCAAUGUGAAGAGAUUUGUCAGGUUUUUCUUUGUUGGGAUUCGAUAUUGUGUUGUGCUAGAGGAUUGUAUGAUGAUUUAUUUUCUCCCUCUGUUCACACAAUCUGCCUGUACAGUUUGUUUCUUGUUCCUGUGUAAAAAAUAAUGACUCACUUUCACACUGAAUGACUUAGAUGUUCUUUUUAAAAGAGCAUUUCCACUCAUUUAGGUUCUGACUCGUAGCUCAGUGAGUAAAACUGUUGAUUGAUACUGACCUGUUGUACUUUAAGCAGCACCCUGCUCCCAUUCAGUACUUCCCCCAUCUCUGCAUAGAUGUCUUGAGUACCUUUUAAGUAUCUGGAAUUAUAUUUUUUGAGAACAUUAUAUUGACUUUUUAAAAUGGUUAUGAAUUCAUGCGUUCUUUUCUUUGAAUAAGAAAAUGUAAUAAUAAUAAUUGUUGUAUAAGCUAUGCCGCUAUGUAAUUGUAAUCCUUUUUAUUGUUCAGUCUCAUUUUUAAUCCCGGCCAAACGGUUUGUCACAGGUGUAGCGCAAUACCUUGGUUUCAUUUAAAGUUUCUGUUUCAUGGUAGCUUUUACUCCAAAUGGAAUAUUUCUUAUUUUUGAAGCGUUAAAAACUGCAAAGAGAGGAAAAGACAAGGAAUUUAAGACACUUCUGAGGCUAUUUUUCACGUGAGUUAUUUUCCCCUUAUAGUGUUGUGAGAAAUUACGUGAUAUAUAUAACCUGUAAAAGUGGUGCUCUGAAAUAGUUUGUGUCACUCCCACUAAAAUACUGUCAUUUGUGAUCAUGUGAAUUGCUCUUGCUUUUGAAAUCAGCAGUUUUAAUGUGUUUUGUUGUGCCUGAAUUCACCUGAUGCGAUCAGAUAUGUAAUGUAAAUCACUUUAUGAGAUGAGAUAUUUCUUAAGCAUCAUAGCACACAGUAAGAUGUGUCACAGUUGACUUUUAAUCUUUCAUACAGUUACAUAAACCCCAUCUGUUGAGUUGUCAUGCCAUGAAAUGUCAAGAGGAUUUCUGUAAAAUACGCCGUAACUAUUCACUUUUUGACAGGAGGCAAUAAAAACAAGUUAGCACUAAAAGUAAUCGUUUAA